This is a messenger RNA of Symbiodinium sp. CCMP2592, 810 nucleotides long. The record is from the annotation of a GenBank genome assembly. NCBI's taxonomy places the organism in Eukaryota, Dinophyceae, Suessiales, Symbiodiniaceae.
AUGUCCCAGGAUUGCGAGAGACGAGUUCGAGUCUCGGAUUUGGCGGUGAAGACUUCACAUGUGCGUCUGGGAGACCUGCUUGGGAAUCGGUUCAAUGUUGUGCUCCGCAUGGUCCCGGAGCAGGCCUCCUGGCUUGCACAGGUCGAAGCUCUCAUGUGUUUGACAUUGAGUUUGUGUGCAUCGCUCCGAAGAUUGAUACUGGGCGACAUCGAGCUCUUGGGCGCAGACGCCGCAGAUGCUAUGACGUGGGAUGAGGAGAUGCAGGCAGCACAGCAAAGUUUUCUGACGGCAAUCAGAGCUGGUGGCGACGUGGUCCUGGCAGCCGAGGCCGCGUUGCAGCGAGUUCCCCAACUUCCGGGCUACCAUGUCGAGCGAGGCUUGCUGCGCUGCCUGGCUCGUGGGCUCAAUGCCGAGGAAGCUCUUUUGCGGCUUCCACGGCAAGUGCUGAUGCUCUUCGUAAAGUCUGCCCAGAGCCUCAUCUUCAACAAGGUCUUGUCUCACCGGGCUGCCCUGGGACCUAUCCCCGCAGAGGGCGACCUCGUCGUGCAAGGAGGGCCCGACGGAGAAGAGCCGGUACCCGUCGAGCUGACGAACCUUGCUUCCGUCGAGCCGGGGAGUGUCGUCCUUCCACUGCCUGGCAGCUCCGUUCGCUAUCCGAGACCUUUGCAAAAGGUUUACGAGGAAGCUGCCGAGCAACUCCUUCAAGUUUCGCUUGAUGCUUUCUCAAGCAGGCUUCCCCUGCGGUUGAAGCUUCGCGGCGUCUACAGACCUGCCAUUGCCUGGGCCUUUCACUGUAAGAGGAGAUGGUAG